AUGGAAGAUCGGAUUACUCAUAUUGAGAACCGUCUCAGCAAAAUUUCUCAACUUCUUAAAGAAGGCUCUUUAAAAAAUCAGAUUGUUGAUAUUAUCAAAACUGAAAUAGAUGGAUGAAUUGCAGGAACACUGACAGUCAGUUGUAUUAAAGAAGAGAUCGAAAGGAGAUAUAAAAGAAAUCGGUCUGAAUUAAGUGAAUUUAUAACAGCUUUCCAAAAUUCUCAAGCUGAGAUUAAAAUUUCUUUGGAGAAAGUGAGCAAUUUUAGUAAAGAUAUAAGGAACCUGAAAGACACUGUUGAGGAUAUGUCGUAUGAUUUAAAAGAGAAAGCAGGCAAAACUGAGAUAUAUAAAAUCGAAAAAGAAAUUAAAGAUCUCUGCACUAAUUCAUAUGCAAAAAUUUUGACUGAAGGGAUUAAUAAUUGUGCGAAGGUUGCUGAUUUUAAUAAAAUUUAUGCAGAAAUCAGCCAGCUACGUGUUAAAAUAGACCAGGAUUAUUCUUUGCUUUCAAAUAUGAAAGGUAAUAUCAAGGUGCUGGAGAGGUUUUCUAAAGAUGUUCUUGAUGAAUUUAUUACAAAAGAAGAUCUUGUGAACUUUGGAUCAAAAAUGAAUAAAAAAUGGAAUGAGUCUGAUGCAGCUAUACAAGAUAUGAAUUGAAAAUUAUCGAUAUCAGUAGAUCAAAUGAAAGAAUUGAUUGAACAAAAUAAGAAAAUGAUAGAAGAUAAAAUUUCGAAAAAAAAUUGGGAGGAAUUCAAGUUUGAGGUUGAAGGAAAAGUGUCAAAAGUAGAGCUUGCUAAAUCAUCAGGCAUGUCCUGCAAAUUUUUACUCCCCCUCCGUGAACGAACAAAACCAUUGAAAAAAUCCUAUUUUUUGCCUAAAAGUUCACUCUCUGUGAGCGAACAAAAAAUUUUUUAAAAAAAAUGAUAUAUAAGUGAUUAUUAAUAUAAUGAAAUCUCCUGCUAAUUCUGUUAAAUUUUAAACAAAUUGCAUUUUAAAACAUAAAUUUUACAAAUUAAAUUAAUUUUUACGGAUGAAAUUUUUUAUGUUUUGAAAAAAAAAAUACUAUAAAAUUUAUAUAAAAAAAAAAUAAACCCCUCCGUAAGCGAAAUCACAGAGGGGGAGUAAAAUAAUUUCUAUAUUUAGUUCAGCUUGCCUAUGCUUUUAAAAAUUUUUGGAAAAAAUUGACAGCUUUGCUAAUUAUUAAUUGGAGAGUAAGAAUCUAUCAGAAGUCUCAGCCAAAAUCAUAGACUUUCAAAACGAAAUUGCAGUAUUUAAUAGAGUUCAGCAGGAGCAAGAACAAGCAAUACUAAAGCUCGAUGAAACUUUGGCAGAAAAAGCUCCAAAAUCUGAUUUCAAAAUCCUCACACAAAAAUGCGCGUCAAUCUCAACAAAUUUAGAAUUUGAAAAGAAAGUAAAUGAGCUAAUAGGAAGAGUUGAUGAGCUUGCAGACACUUCAGAAGCCAGAGAUUUGCAAUUUAUGCGGUUGGAAAGAGAACUAUCCGAAAUGUUUGUAUUCUAUUCAAGAAAAAAUAAUGACAGUAGUGAUAUAAAGUUUAUUAAAGACCUAAUUUUAGAACUACAAACCGAAAUAUCUUAUAAAGCUGAUAGAAGCGAAAUUAUGAAACAUUUAGACCAAAAAUCAACAUAUGUUGAGUAUGCUAACUCCCCCUCUGUGAGCGAACAAAACCAUUAGAAAACUCCCUAUUUUUUGACCAAAAACCAAUACCUGUGAGCGAACAAAAAUUUUUUAAUAUAAAAAUUUUGAUUUAUAAGUGAUAAUUAUUAUAAAGAAAUCUCGAACUAAUUCUGUUUAAUUUUAAACAGCUUGCAAUUUUAAACAUAAAUUUUGCACAUUAAAUUAAUUUUACUUCUCAAUUUUUAUAAUUGGGAUUUUUUUAAAAAAUUGAAAAAAAAAUCUAUAAAUUUAAUAUGAAUUUUUAAAAAAAUUAAAUUAACCCCUCUGUGAGCUAACAAAAUUUUUUUGUUCGCUCACUGAGUGGGGAGUAAAGCGAAUUAUGGACUUGAAUCAAUUCAUAAAUUCAUAAAAAUGCUUGCUAUUCAGAUUGGCACAAUUCAACGCUCUUUUAUGAGCAGCAUACCUGUAAGAGGGUCUGAAAAAGCCCAAAGAGAUUAUUUUGCAAAAACUACACAAAAAUUGAUUGAAUAUAUUUUGUGUUCUAAGCUUAAUCAAGAAGAUUCUCCCCUUCCAGAUGUAUUGAAAUCACUUCUGAAAGCUAUAGAUAAUUUAAGAACUGCAACUGAUUUCCAGACUCCUCCAACUCCUAAGACUGGAAGAUUUUUCACUCCACAUAGAAAGACAUUUAGUGCAUUUGAUCAAUAA
This is a messenger RNA of Blepharisma stoltei, 2338 nucleotides long. The record is from the annotation of a GenBank genome assembly. NCBI's taxonomy places the organism in Eukaryota, Ciliophora, Heterotrichea, Heterotrichida, Blepharismidae.